This is a messenger RNA of Clonostachys rhizophaga, 936 nucleotides long. Lineage: Eukaryota; Fungi; Ascomycota; Sordariomycetes; Hypocreales; Bionectriaceae. The record is from the annotation of a GenBank genome assembly.
AUGGCGUCGCCACGAUUUGAGGUGGCUCUUAUCCAGUUCAAGCCCAAGCGUCUCGACCCGGAGCAUAAUUAUGCAUACGCCGCUGAGAAGAUUCGGGAGGCGGCAGCCUCCGGAGCAGCCCUUGCUAUCGUCCCCGAGUACCAUCUGACCGAUUGGGUGCCCGAGGACCCUUCGUUUGCCUUGUCCCCCGAGGACGCUCUGGACUACCAGCAGAGGUAUCAGGCACUGGCAGAAGAGCUUCACAUCAACAUCUGUGCCGGCACUAUAGUAUCGAAAUCUUUCGCGUCUGACUCCCAGGACACGAAUGCGCCAGCUGUGCUCAACAAGUCCCAUUUCAUAGAUCAUAAUGGCAAGCUUUUGGGAACUUACACCAAGACCAACAUCUGGAUCCCUGAACGUCGGUAUCUGACAUCCUCAGUCGAGUUUGCCAAGCUGAGCGGCGCCGACUCGUCCCAUAACCCCCAUCAAGCGAUUGAUACGCCGCUUGGUCGGGUUGGCAUCCUUGUCUGUUGGGACCUUGCUUUUCCUGAAGCAUUUCGGCAGCUGGUCCUUGACGGUGCUAAAAUCAUAAUCGUCCCGUCUUACUGGACGUCCGGUGAUAUGACCCCUGAUGGACUGGAGUACAACCCGGACUGCGAGAGAUUAUUUGUGCAGAAUGCUCUGGUCACUCGCGCUUUCGAGAAUACUGCUGCAGUCAUAUACUGCAACGUGGCAGGCCCGGCGGAGGAGGGUUUCUUCGGGUGCAGCCAAGUCACGCUUCCAAUCGUGGGGACGGUGCCUGGAAGUUUCAGUGACAGCGAGGAGGGAAUGCGACUUGUUGGCGUUGACAUGCGUGCGGUUGAAGUCGCUGAGAAGAACUACAAAAUCAGGCAGGACAUGGCUGGCAAGGAUUGGCACUAUGGGUAUGAGAAGGUUGAUAUUACAUCUAGACGGUGA